This is a messenger RNA of Papaver somniferum (opium poppy), 2423 nucleotides long. RefSeq lists its product as uncharacterized. Gene Ontology annotation, biological process: transmembrane transport. The record is from RefSeq and is a predicted model, not a curated record. NCBI's taxonomy places the organism in Eukaryota, Viridiplantae, Streptophyta, Magnoliopsida, Ranunculales, Papaveraceae. The transcript is spliced from 4 exons. Bases 27 to 1580 code for a protein of 517 amino acids. Gene Ontology annotation, cellular component: membrane. Gene Ontology annotation, molecular function: transmembrane transporter activity.
CAGAAGAAAGACUGAAAGAGUUAAAGAUGAAGUCAGAGACAUUAACAUUAGUGUUAGUGAAUCUAGCAGGGAUAAUGGAAAGAGCCGAUGAAUCGUUAUUACCAGGUGUUUACAAAGAAGUAGGAGCAGCUUUACAUACUGAUCCAACUGGUUUAGGUUCAUUAACUCUGUUCCGUUCUAUUGUUCAAUCUCUAUGUUAUCCAUUAGCAAUGUAUCUUGCUGUUCGUCAUAAUCGUACUCAUGUUAUUGCUCUUGGUGCUUUUCUAUGGGCCGCUGCUACAUUCUUGGUUGGAUUCUCUUCCACAUUCUUUCAGGUGGCUGUUUCACGUGGUUUGAACGGUAUUGGACUAGCUAUGGUUACACCAGCCAUUCAAUCCCUUGUUGCUGAUUCUACAGAGGACCAUAACCGCGGUGUAGCUUUCGGCUGGCUUGGACUAACAGGAAAUAUUGGCUCAAUUCUAGGUGGCCUUUUGUCAAUUCUUCUAGCUUCAACAUCGUUCAUGGGUAUUGCUGGUUGGAGAAUCUCAUUCCAUCUCGUUGCAAUUUUAAGCAUCAUAGUUGGAAUUUUAGUGCGAUUAUAUGCUAAAGAUCCUAUGUUUGUAAAGAAAAAAAGUGUGAAUGGGGAUUCAAGUCCAGGAAAAUCAUUAUCAUUAGAGUUGAAGGAAUUUUUUGAAGAAGCAAAAUCCGUGGUGAAAAUCCUAUCCUUCAAGAUUUUAAUAGCACAGGGUGUUAGUGGAUCAUUUCCAUGGUCCGCUUUGGCAUUUGCGCCAAUGUGGUUAGAACUCAUUGGCUUCACCCACAAAGAAACAGCUUUUCUCUGGAGUAUGUUUACGGUGGCUGGUUCAAUUGGAGCACUUUUUGGAGGAAAGAUGGGAGAUAUACUAUCUGUAUGUCUCCCGAACUCUGGCAGGAUCAUUUUAUCUCAGAUAAGUGCAGGUUCAUUCAUCCCACUAGCAUGGAUUCUGAUGUUUGGAUUACCUGAUGAUCCCUCUACUGGACUCAAACAUGGUAUGGUUUUGUUCAUCAUGGGUCUGUUCACGUCAUGGAAUGCUGCUGCAACAAACAACCCAAUAUUUGCAGAGAUAGUUCCCAAGAAAUCUCGAACAAGCAUUUAUGCUUUGGAUCAAUCUUUUGAAUCUGUGUUAGCCUCUUUUGCUCCUCCAAUAGUCGGAAUUCUGUCCCAGCAUGUUUUUGGUUAUAGACCUGCUCCUCGAGGGUCAAGUCAAUCAGUUGAGGUCGAAACCGAUAGAAAAAAUGCAGCGUCACUAGCCAAGGCACUUUACAUAUCAAUAGCAAUUCCAAUGAUUAUUUGCGUCCUCAUUUACUCCUUCCUAUACUGUAGUUACCCUAAAGACAGAGACCGCGCAAAAAUGAACGCACUAAUUGAAUCGGAAAUGCAGCAGCUGGAAUCGGAUAAACUUCCAAUUGAGGGAAAAUACUCUCAGAUUCAGGCUUCUGAAGUUUAUGAAAAGGAAACUGUGAUUGAACUGGACUACGAAGUGAAGGAUUGCCUCGAAGUCGAUGAUAGUGACGAAAAGACCCUACUUACCCGUGAAAGCAAUUCGGGUGAGAUUGAUUAAUUUGUUAAUGACGCUAAACAUACAAGUCCUGCUGUCAAAGAGCUUUGGGUGGUUGCAGUAUUUGGUGGAAUGGUUGGGAUAUGGGUGAUGAGAAAUGCUAUCAUUUUGGAAGAUGCAAGUUGGUCUUUACAUAAGAUUAAAGAGAAAAUUGUGCAAAGUGUGUAUGUAAGCGGAGGAUGUUUGGUAAUAUGUUAAACUGUAUAUGAACUUCAGUUGCUCCAGUUUUGGGGUUGUUUGCAGGCAUAUCAGAAGGGAGAGAAAUUAUUGAAUGCAGGGAGAUUGGUGUGAUGGGGCAGCUGGAGGCAAUCCAGGUUUGGCUGGGGCUGACUUCAUUUGCAGAAAAGAUAAAGGUGAAUUUGUUUACGCAGUGUCUGUUGGUUUGCGAAUUUUAGACAACUACGUGGCUGAGUCGAUGGCAAUUCUUUUGGAUCUGGAGUGAGCAUGUACAAUAGGUUUCUUGCUGUUCAGCUUGUUUCAGAUUCUAAAAGUGUGAUUCAGAGCUUUUUCAAUAAUGAAGAAGUGCUGUGGAUAAUCGUAGCUCGUUGGAAGAGAAUUAGAAUCCAGUUUAGCCAUGUGCACAGGGAGGAGUUAAACUUUUCGGCGGAUAAACUUGCUAAGAUGGGCCCUGCUUUGGCUUGUGGUGUUAGUGUGAUUAGUUCAGUUUGUUUUUAGAUUAUAAUUAAUUAAAUAAUGCGCGCGUUAUAGCACCAGGGCUAUCCACAUCUAUGUAAGAAAGGCCCAACAAAAUAAAUGAUAUAAAAAAAACCCAAAAUACCCGAACUGUCUGAAACGCCCCUUGUUUUUUUCCAGCUUUCCCAACUCAUUUCAUCGAUUCUAUCGUCA